Aspergillus oryzae RIB40 is the source of this 4788-nucleotide messenger RNA. RefSeq lists its product as uncharacterized. Gene Ontology annotation, molecular function: transcription factor binding. The record is from RefSeq and is a predicted model, not a curated record. Gene Ontology annotation, biological process: positive regulation of transcription by RNA polymerase II. Lineage: Eukaryota; Fungi; Ascomycota; Eurotiomycetes; Eurotiales; Aspergillaceae. Gene Ontology annotation, cellular component: nucleus.
AUGAAGACAUCAGUGCCGCCGAUCACGUCGGAAGCUCAAACGCCCGAGUCUACUUUCGUGCCAUGCGCCUCCACAGCCUCCCUAUUCCUGUAUGCCGAAGGCUCAGCCAUUGUAUGCCUCCAUCACGACACUUUGGCUGUUGAGCGACGCUUCGAAAACCAUACCGAGGAUAUUGGGUUUAUAUCGGUAGACAAUGUCAGUGAGCGUGGCGCAGGGAGACUGGUCGUUAGCUAUGAUGUUAGUCAGACUGCAGUUGUCUGGGAUCUGUUUACGGGCUCGGUGAUUGCAAGGUUCGCAUCCUUUGAGCAGCUCAAGGUGGCCGCUUGGAUGCGCAAUGGCAAUAUAGCAUUCGGAAAUGUGAAGGGUGACGUGAUUUUGUUUGAACCAUCGACAUCGGAGCAUAUUUCUUGCCGGACGAUCUUCGACCCUAUCACAGCUUUAGCGCCCUCGUCAGACUGUCGAACCUACGCCAUUGGGUAUGCAAUCUAUUCCUUGUUCCGCCUAGUUAAGGUAUUGUAUAGUGAAGUCCAACCCAUACUAACAAAAACUAGAUACCAGAAUGGAUCAAUUCUGAUAGCUACUCUUCACCCUACAUUUACUAUCUUGCAUACCAUGAGCACCUCCCGCGGGCCGUCCCGGAUCGUUUCGCUGGCAUGGCAUGCAUCAUCGUCAAAGCAAAAGUCGGAUAUGCUUGCCACCCUUUCCGCAAAUGGUGAUCUGAGGGUAUGGAGCGUGGCCAAGCCUGCUGGUAAAGAUGCGCCGCGGGUAAUCAGGGUUCUAAAGAGAUCGGACACGUCUUCAACAACCGAACCUAAGUGGAUGGCCUGGUCAAAGAAUGGUAGAAUUGUUCAGUAUCUCGAGGGCACUGUAAUCUUGACGGUGCCCACUCUGUUGCCAAAAUCACUGACAACUGCUGCUAGGGAGACAUGGGCCUGGGAUGUGCGAACCAAGCACAUCACUUCGGAGCCAGUUCCGACGAUUGACAAUCCUCGUGGGUUCGCCAAUUAUGGACCAACAGCCACAUUAUUUACACUGGGACCUCGCCACACCGUACAACAGUAUGAUCUUGAGAGCCCGGGAUUAGUCGCCAAUGUACAGCAUCCUCCCGGCGGAGCCUUACCAGCAUCAGAGGAGGCCAGACCCCGUGGUGCGUCAGCACGCAUGCUACAGGACCCACCUGAGAUGAAGGAGUCCGGUGCCAUGUUCGGCACGAGACGAGCUCCGUUUGACCCGAGUGGAAUCGAGGCCGUACGUCAACAACGUGCCGAGCUAACUAGCCCAGUCUCUUCUCGAAGUCAGGCAAACACCGUAAGUUCAAAGGCCUCGUCGGGGAAUUAUAGGAUAGUCCCAUUUUCAUCCCCGAGUAGAUCGGGUCACACCGCUACAUCCUUUUCACUCACCUCCGCUAGUGGUAGAGACACCCCUCAGGCAUCUGGCGCAUCCUAUGCGUAUGCUUCUUCCGUAUCUAUGUCAUCUGCGAAAAGCUCCCGUGCCGGCUCUCGUUUACGAAACGAGGUUCAUCCCAGCCCAGCAGAUAAACCCAUGGAUCUGUUUCCUUUCACACGCGAACGACUCAACGAUGUGCCAUAUAGCCGUCAACAGCCCCUGGAUGAGUCGCAUCUCACGCCAGACGAUCUCCGUCGUCAAAUGUUGAGCGUGGUCUUUGGCUGGCAUGAUGAUAUUGAUGAACUAAUCAACGAUGAGCUUAGCCGCCACACACCGGGUACUCAGAGCGCUAUUCUACUCGCCCAAUGGCUAGGGGAAUCUGACACGGACCAAAUGGUGUCCAUGCUUAGCCCAGGUUCAGCCUCAACAGCAGAUUGGAUGCUUCUUGCUUUUAGCCAGAUGCGUUGCGAAUCACAAGCCAACAAGGUCGGACAGGCCUUCGUUCAGAAACUUCUGGAAAUCGGUGACGUGCAUACUGCAGCUACGAUUCUUUUGGGGCUUGGCGAUAAGAAUGAUGCUAUUGAAGUUUACGUUUCCCAAAGCUAUUAUAUGGAAGCUAUCCUGAUGGCGUGCCUGGUGACACCCACAGAUUGGCAGCGUCAAUCAUAUCUCGUCCGCCGCUGGGGGGAGCAUGUCGUCUCACAUUCCCAGCAGCAGCUUGCAAUAAGGUGCUUCAUGUGCACGGGAGUGGAGCCUUCGGAACCCUGGACUUCUCCAGCUGCACAACAGGCUGCCUCCUUUGCCGAGGUAAUGUCGAGAAGAUCACCAGCCAACUCCCCGGAGCCCCCCUAUCCCAAUCCGUUAGGCCUUCUACCACCAGGCUCACAGACAAAGCCUUCCAAUAGCCGACAGGCAAAGACUCCAGCCCUCAAGCUGAUCACAUCGUUUGACUCGCAACCAAGCCAAAAGUUACGAUUCCCCGGUCUAAAGUCGGAUGAUAGGACACCUACGAAUGCGCCUGGGGUUACGCCCAUUGCUGAAUCCGCUGUAGCCGACUCAGCAUUGUCCCCUGGAGGCUUUGGUUCAUACAAGUUGAAUAAUAUCCAGAGUCUCAACAAUGCCAUGAACUCUCGAACAGGUACUCCCGCGUUUGGCAGAGGGCGCUUGCCAUCCAUUGGGGAAACCCCCGUUGACGUUCAGCCGCCAACCUUUCCUUCCAGUGGUUCCAAGAAGCUUGUUGAUUAUGGUUCAACCUCGGAAAAUGAUGAUCAAGAGGAUCAGAGCGGUAACGAGAAAGAAGAGCAGAUUAGCCUGCUGCCUUCUUCUACAUACCAUCCCGACGACGCGUUCAAACCAAGUCCGCAAACCGCAGUCCAAACAAAUGCGGACAAAUUUGCAGGCAUCAAGGGAAUACCAUCUCCAGCGGCUGGGCUUUUUGAAGCCCUGAAAGACCGAUCUGACAGUCGCAAUGGAUCUAGGGAUAGGAAGCCCGAUGGACUGCAGCUUCAUUUGUAUCCUACUGAAUACUCUGGCACUGAUGCGGCCGACCAAUGCGAUAGUGGUAAUUUUAGAAGCCCAGCAUCAACUUUGAACAGCUUCAGUUCUGCAAAGAGCCCAAGUGUUAGUGGGAGGAGUAUUGAUCAAUAUAUCAGUAGCCUUGACGAGGCGAACUAUCACUCAAAGAAGCAUCACAACUACCGCUCCAAUGGUGUGGGACAGCGAACUACGGAUGAAACGGCCAGCCAGACUUCAGAAAGACGGCACCGCUCUAGGAACACGUCUCAGCAGGCACGUGGGCGACACGAAAAGAGGUAUAUUCCGCCAGCCAAGCGGUCUCCUUCCUCGCCGGUUCCGAUGUCCCCCGAAGAGAUAGCCCGUUACCAAGCCGCUCAGGAGGAUCACGAUAAUGCUCGCCGGAUGAAGCAGCGUUCAAAGACGCGCAGUGCAAGCAGGGUUAGGAAGCCUCGUUCACGGAACUCAUCUGAGCGUCGGAACAAUCGUUCAUCUAGUCGCCAUACAGCUAGUCGGGUCGGCACUGAGAAGCAUGACCGUGGCCGUAGUGCCGACAGGAAGGGCUCUUACAAUAGAUCGCCUUCGCCUCCCUUGCCCACCUCUACUACAGACGAUGCUUUCAGACUCGUGGCCAGUGAUAGAGAACGGAGGUCUCAGCAGCGAAGUAGCAGCCGACGUCCGGACAAAGGGAAAGCAGAACCAAGGGCGAGAUCUCGGAGUCGCCAUGAUCACGAGCCCACGAUGGGGACGGAACAUGGACAGUAUGACGUAGGUGCAACUCCUCGAGGCCUUGUCGUCGAGAUAGUACCUCAAAGCGACCACGAUAUGUUGACGGAGAGCCGGGCCAUUCACUCUGCAACUGUGCCUCCCGCCGUCCCCCACAUUGGGCUAUCCGAACACAGAAGAAAGGAGCUGGCAGCAGCAGAACUAGAGGCACGGCGACUCUCCCUCGCACGGAAUCCAUCCGCGCCCAACAUCCCCUUUCCAGGAGAACUGCAACAUAGUCGCAUUCCAGAGAGCCCACCAUUUUCUGUGAAUUCUCUUGGUCCACGCACACCAGGUCGGCGGAGGGCUUCAUCGAGCAAAGCAUCUCCAGAGCACCGAAAUAGCUCGGACUCGAACUCAUCCCAGUCCGGACCAUCAGGGCUGGCUACGACACCCAGAGCUAUGCGACACCCGAGGUAUAAUCAGGAGACUGCUCCGUCUGUUCCGAACGUUCCGGACAGCACUAUUCUCCUGAGUGACGCCAGGUAUCAGGCUGAUGCUCAGAAAAUUGGUCGCUCAAUGUCUGUUCCAGUGCCCGAACUAAAACAACCUGGGACAGUGCCAUCCGACCUGCCAAUGCAUCCGCGAUUUAAUCCAUGUCUCCCGAGAAGCCGCUCGACCAGCAGAACCCGGAACAUGGGUCAUCGCCGGGAGAACUCGAAAGAACAAGGCGGGUACAGCUAUGGAGGCUCUCCAGUGGAUAUCAGCAUCGAGGAGGGAAUCGAGAACGCGAUGGAACUAAAAUAUUACGAAACUCCUCCUGUGUUACCCGAGCUGCAGCACUUGAACGCUCUCCCACCCCCGCCACCACCUGCCCCGGUGAUGGAUUGUGCGUCUCCGCGCGAGUCUUCAGGGACCAUAGACAUCGCUAUUGACAACGAGAACAUGGGAAAGCUGCUACCCCGCGCUAUGACAGCCGGACCCGCGGUGAGCAUGGAGACACAACCGACUUUACAUCGUCGGCGUAUGUCCUUUGAGCACAGACGCGGCAAAAGCGUGAACGAGAGCUUCUCCAGUAAGAUCCGCAACCUGGCUCGUAUGGGCAGUGUUAAUCGGGCACCUGAUAGUUGGGCUGAAACACAUUUUCCGUAUGAAAGUAUACCAGUCGCCGACGGUCGCAUCUAG